AUGGAAGACCACCAACCAAAGCAAGGCAUCCCACGAGUUCUCCAGGUCCUGGAAGCUCUAAAACAAGCCGCCCAUGAGCUCCAAACCCACCCGAGUCCAGAGUCGGCCGAGUCAAACUCGUCCGCCAUUAAUGCUCUGCUCGAGCUCGAGACCGAGUCUGACAACAUCCUCUCCAAAGACCCACAUCUCUCUACGCUCUCCCAACACCUCGCAACCCUCAAGAACCUCGUCGAGACCCUCAAGAAAUCCGAAGGCCACCACAGCAUCAGGUCGUUUUUAACUCGCUGCUGCUCGACUCACUGCCUGUCCCGGCUGGCCAGGUCGAUCGAGUCAGAAAUCCAAGCGUGGAUCGACCGCGAGAGCUUAGAGAGCUUGACGAGAGCUCUGAAAGAGCCACUUCACAAUGAGGACGAGUUGGUUAAGCUCCUGAAUCAGUUCGAGGACCGAGUUUUGCAGGGUUUCAAUCGCGAGUUGCAAGAUUUGAUUUUGAAGUCCAAAGUUUUCACUCUGCUCGAGUCUGUUCUCUGCGAUUCUCACUAUUCCAAACGAGUUAGAGAACACUCGGCUUUCGCCAUAGCAGCUCUGAUUAAGUUCAACAAGGACGUGUUUGUGGGUCAAGUGCUAAUGGGUCGAACGAUCAAAGCUUUACUAACAAUGGCUUCCCCGAAUGCGAUCAGAGUGCUAUGUAGCCUGAUCAGAUUGAUAAAGUCUCCGCUUGUUGACGAGAUUGAGUUCAAUGGGGAAAUACCCAAGAUCAUAAGCUUCUUGAACCGUGAAGACCUGGAAAUGAGAGUGAUGGCCAUGGUCUGUAUUCUUGAAAUUGGGUAUUUUGGGCGCAAGGAGGCCAUUGAUGCUAUGCUUGAGGAGGGGGUGAUAAAGAAGCUUGUGGAAUUGCAAAGAUCAGAGCUUGGAGGGGAUUUGACGGAAAUGGCUUUGGAUGAGGAUGACAAGGAAAACAGAGAGGUUGCUGGUGGUGGUGGUGGUGGUGGUGGGAUUAAGGAGAAGAAGACAAGAAGAGAGAACAGGGAAAAUAGGUUCUUCGAGAACCACCCGUUUUCUAGCUGUGUGGCGAGAUUUGCUGUGCAAUUGGAGGUGGGUGAAGGGCUGAGGCAGAGAGAGAGGAGGGCAUUUAAGCAGCAGAUACUAAUGAGAGUUAGAGAAGCCUCUAUUUCUGAUGCUGAGGCAGCCUCCAUUAUUGCUGAGGUUUUGUGGGGGUCUUCGCCUUAA
Messenger RNA from Prunus armeniaca (apricot), 1227 nucleotides. The record is from the annotation of a GenBank genome assembly. NCBI's taxonomy places the organism in Eukaryota, Viridiplantae, Streptophyta, Magnoliopsida, Rosales, Rosaceae.